Molecule: messenger RNA, 3125 nt
Organism: Chironomus riparius
Lineage: Eukaryota; Metazoa; Arthropoda; Insecta; Diptera; Chironomidae
Source: the annotation of a GenBank genome assembly
AGAGCAGUGCUGUUCAAACAUUCUGAGCCACGGCACACCUUGAUACUAGUCCAUUUCCAAAAUCGCACAAGGCGUGUGGUGCGUUGCAUUUUCAAAAAAAUUCUACUGCACACAAGUGUGCCGCGGAACAAAGUUUGGACAACACUGCUUUAGAGGCUGGUUUCUAAGACUCCCUGUGAUAGAAAACCCACCAAAAGGAAUGAAAUAAUUUAAAACCAUAAAAGAGUUUCCCAGCUUGCUCCUCAGAUCGGUAAAGGUACCGUGAAACCAAUUGUGUCAAUUUCAGCUUCAAUUUCGUGUUUCAAGAACAAUUAAAAGUCAACUGACUAGCACAGAACUUAUGAAUCAAUUGAGAAUGUUAUUAUUAUUUUUUUUACAGAUAACACGAUUUCCGUUGACUAAUAUUGUAGGCAUGUUGGUGAACAUGAAUGCAAAGAGAACGAAUGUGAUGAACUAAGAGAAAUGGAUGAGUGUUUACAGCCAGCUGACGACUUUGAGAUAAAAAUUUGUUACACUCAGUUGUAGCAUUUAAGCAUAAUUUGAUCUCGAAAGUAUUUACUUGUUUUAAUUGCUGUGAAUUAGGUCUUAUAGAGAAAUGGUCCCGCUGAAUUCAGUACUUUUGUUAAUGUCGCUUUUAAAUGCAGCAAAUGUUCAAACCACCGAACUCAAAUGCUCGAUUGCUUCGAAAAACUUUAAAGUCAUUGGAAACGUCACAAUUUGCAAUGUUAUUAAUAAAGUAAAAAUCAAUUCUGAGAAUGAAGUUGCAGUAUUUCCUGAUCAAAAUGACACCACAGCACAAGGAGUGCUGAUUGAAAACCAGGAAGUUCUAUACUUGCCUCAUUUUUAUGGAACUAUGAUGACAAACUUUAGAGUUUUGGGUGUGGUGAAUUCAAAAUUGCAGAAAAUCUCAUCAUUGUCACUGUUGGGCAUGAGAUCAUUAGAAUAUUUAGACGUUAGCAUGAACGAGAUUGAGUACAUACCUGGAAACUUAUUUCAAUUUAGUUCAGCAAUUAAAGUUGCGAUUUUUGAUCAGAACAACAUUAAAGCUAUCGGGACGAAUGCAUUCAAGACUCUACAGUAUUUAGGACUGCAAAAUGUGACUUGUUACUCUGGAACAGCACAGGCUGAAGUAGCCAUAAGUGCCACAAUCAAGGAAGUUAAGCAAAAAUGUUUGAGCUUUUCUGAAGAUUACUUUAGUAAUGAUUUUAUUAGAAUCGAAGGUUUAGGGGCACUUAAAGAUAACUACGAUCAACUCCACAACGACAUCAAAACUAUUAAAAUCCUAACCUCAAUAAUCCUAGCAAUCAUCCUCCUUGCUGCUCUCAUCUUCAUCCUUUACCUUCUUCGUACGGAAAUUCAUAAAGGGUUCUUAGCAAUCUACGAGAAAAUCUGGACACGCAACAACGACACUGAAAUAAUUAUCGAGGAAACAUCAAGCAUCAACUAUGCAUCAUGUAUACAGAUUAAUGAGACAUUCUCUGAGUCAAUAAAUAACAUAGAAACAUCAGCAAUUUAUGACAGUGUUUAUGUUGAAUCAGCUGCUGUUGAGGAUGAGAAGGUUAAGGUUAUUGGGAUUAGGAAUAUUACACCUAAUUCUACAAACUAUGCCAGUGUUGAGGAGACUCUGACUCAUUUGGAUCAGGAAUCGAUUAAAUUGGAAACCAAAACUUUAGAAAAUGGGAUUAUUUGGGAAAAAUCUAAGUUAUUUGAGGACAAAUCUGAUGAAAACUUGACCUUAGAGGUUCCUGAAAGAAAUCUCCAAAAUCAGCAAAGUCACAAGCUGGGUAGCGAAUCUACCAACGCAAUGUAUGAGCAUGAAUCACUUUAUCGGGGUAAUGUCACUGAAAUUCCUCAAAAUCAAUCAAAUCUUGCUCAAAAAUCAAAAUAUUUAAUUAAGUCUGAGCAAAAUGCUACACAAAAUCUAUCAAAUUCAGAGCAUGUAUCAUCAACUCUACCUAGUUCUGAUAUGACGUCACAAGCUUCAACUUCAAUUACAUCAACUCCAGUUCAAGAGUCAUCAAAUUUGAUCAAUUCUGAACAGAACUCUUUAAUAACACGAUUUUAUGACAUGCCAUCAAGACCAAUCCUGAAUCUAGAUCAAAACGCUUCAAACUCUACUCAAGCUUCAUCAAGCUCAGAUCAUAGUUCAACUGUUUCUGACACCAAAACCCUAACAAGGCAAUAUUCCAACUCAUCAAUCACAGACCAAAAAUCCCAAAAAUCAUCUUACAAAACAAAAAUCCCACAAAGCAUGAAUCCAAAAGCAUUGAAUCUGGCAAACAUUGAUGAGAAGAUUACACAUUUUGAACAAACGUCACCGGUGUUUGCUGAUGUGGCUCAAAAAUUAAUGAACUCAUCAGUUGGUGGUGAAAAGGCAGUGAAUCAUUUUGGUUUUCGUUCGCUGACUUAUGCUGAUGUUGGUCAGAAGACUGCAGGUCCAACUGAUUCAUCUCUUAAGCCUCAAAACAUCAAUUCAAUAGACCCAAAGUCACCGAAUGUUAAGGACUUAGCUAAAAAGUUCUCAAAUAUGGAAAAUUCUGGGCCAACAUCACCAAUAGAAAACACAAAUCCAUUUCUACAACAGUCGGAAGCAUCGAAUGAGAAUGACGACUAUGCUGAACCUUUCUAUCGAACGACUAAAGAAGCUGAAGAGCAAAAUGCCAGUGAAUAUGCGGAACCUUAUCAGUCAAAGGAUAUCUGAGUGAAGUUUUGAUUUAAAAGAGUUGUAAAAUGUAUUAUUUGUUGAUUAUCAAUUGCUGAUUGAGGUAUUUAGAUUGAUGUAUUGAAAAGAAGAGAAGCUAGAAGUUGUUAAGAGGGUUUUAAAUUUUUCGGAACCUCACGCCAACCCAAUUCUAACCUAACCCUAACCUAACCUUAAUCUUAACCUAACCUAACCCAAACCUGACCUUAACCUAACCCUAACCUAACCCAAACCUCACCCUAACCUAACCUUAACCUAAUCCUAACCUAACUCAAACCAGCUCUAAUCUAACCCAACUGAAAUUGUUGGUUUCUACUUUUAAACAAUUAUAGCUUCACAUUCAUAUUAAACAUGCAAUAAUUUUGCAUCUAUCAAUUUAUAUAAAAGAAAUAAAGAUUCUCGAAUUCUUAGUUUAACUUCCAAC